Messenger RNA from Megalops cyprinoides (Indo-Pacific tarpon), 1219 nucleotides. Its product is annotated as endonuclease domain-containing 1 protein-like. NCBI's taxonomy places the organism in Eukaryota, Metazoa, Chordata, Actinopteri, Elopiformes, Megalopidae. Gene Ontology annotation, molecular function: metal ion binding; nucleic acid binding; hydrolase activity. The transcript has 2 exons. The coding region runs from base 302 to 1219 and encodes 305 amino acids. The record is from RefSeq and is a predicted model, not a curated record.
CCUCUUCAGUAAAUAUCUGUGCGGGUGGAAGGCCACACUGUUGACUUUGAGUCCUGUCAUCUCAGGAAGGUAGUCAAGCCCCAUUGGUUAGGCCCCUCACCUUUCAGCCAAUCACAGGUGCAGCAGAUUUGCAUACAGGGACAGUUCCGGCACCUCAGUGCCAUUCUCACUGAGCACCUGUACGUGUGCCUGCUGCCGCCACAAAGCGAUCUCCCUCUCCACGCCUGCUAUCUCAGAGGCGAGAUGUGAGUGGAACCUGUUUCGCGGUGAGCUGCCAGAGAGAGCUCCCUCGGUCGCAGCAAUGCGUCCCCCCCGCACCUGCCUCCAGCUGCACCUGCUGCUGCUGCUUGCGGGGCCCGGGGUGGCGUGGGCCGCCGUGGCCGACAGCUUCAGGGACUGCAGCCAGUUCCUGUACAUGCGCACACCGCCGACGGGACUGCGCGGCCUGGACCUGAGGAGGAUCUGCCAGCGCUACGGCGACAAGCCGCGCUACGCCACGCUCUACGACCGCGCCCGCCGCCUCCCCAUCUACUCCGCCUACACCUUCAAGAAGUCGGACGGGCAGAGCCGGGUGGACACGCCCUGGAUGUACGAGCCGCAGAUGGCCUCUGAGGAAGAGGACAGGAACAUGAAGAUGCUGCCCCCAGACGGCGAGCUGGACCCACUGAUCGAGGAGAGCCAGGUGGUGCUGCAGGACUACACCGACGCCGUGAUGUACGAGCGCGGUCAGCUCAACCCGGACCAGCACCAGGCCGACAGCGAGGACAAGGCCGCCACCUACACCCUGACCAACGUGGUGCCGCUGGUCAGCUCCUUCCUGGACGAGUCCUGGGCCGCCUACCUGGAUGCAGUGCGCCGGAGGCUCAACAACUUCUGCAGAGGGACGUCGUACGUGGUGACGGGCGUGACCGUCUCCGGGGCGAUGAUCCGGCGGAACAACGUGGACCGCCUGGCCGUCCCGAGGUUCCUGUGGUCAGCCUACUGUUGCCCGCGUUUCGACAGGAACGCCCCCUACGAGGUGCGGCACAAGCUCCCCACCUACGCCGCCUACGGCCGGAAUGAACAGGUGGGCCACGGCGUGCUGGAGCUGCCUCUAAGGGCUCUGCAGACCUUCCUGAAUAACCAGACGGACGUGGACCGCAACCUGGCACUCUUCCACAGAGACUGCAUCACAGAAAACACCACCAAGAGGAGGAGGAAGAGGAAGAGGAAGAGGUAG